AUGGCAUCAUUAAUAGUAGCUGGUGUUGUUGCGGCAGUAACGGAAGGAGCCACUGCAGUUGCAGGAACAGUAGCCACAACUGAAGCAGUAGCUGGAACAGUAGCUGCUGUUGGUGCUACAUCUGAAUUAGCAAUAGCUGGAAGUGCUGCUACAGCUGCAGCCAGUGUAGCUGCUGAAACAACAACUGUAGCAGCUGGAAGUGCUGCAGCAGCAUUAAUAGAUAUUGGUGCAGCUGCUGAAACAUGUACUAUAGCAACAUCAGGAGGUUUAGAUAUUGCCGGAUUAUCAUCUACUAGUUCAAUAGCAGCUCUUGGUGAAGUAGGCGAAACAGCAUUAACAGGCGUAUCAAGUAUGACACCAACAAUAGCAGAAGUAGCUGCAUUGCAAGCAGGACUAGCCAAUGUCAAUGCAUUAAUAGCAGCUGAAGAUGCAGCAGCUUUCACAAUAGGUGAAGUAGGAGGUGUUACUGCUGCUGGAACAUCAGUUGGUGGUGCUACAACAGCAUCAUAUUUAUCUUCAUUCCAAACUUUAAAUUCAUAUUUACUAUGGGGAGCAACUUCAGCUGGUGCAGCUCCAGGUGCUGUAUAUGAGGCAACAACAGAAGCCAUUACAUUGGGAUUUUCUGCAACUGUUGGUGGAACUGCUUCUGUUUCUACUGCAACAUUAAUUCAAGUAUUAUCAUCUGUAGCUGCAACUGCUAUUGGUGCUGGUUUUGGUAUAGGAGAAUCAAUUGCUGGCAGUGAUGAUAAUAAUAAUCAAACAGGAAUGUCAAUUACAGAGGCUGGAAAUCAUUAUCAAAGGACUUCAAUUGGGAAAGAGAUAACCUGA
This is a messenger RNA of Mya arenaria, 828 nucleotides long. RefSeq lists its product as uncharacterized. The transcript has 2 exons. The record is from RefSeq and is a predicted model, not a curated record. Bases 1 to 828 code for a protein of 275 amino acids. Lineage: Eukaryota; Metazoa; Mollusca; Bivalvia; Myida; Myidae.